AUGCAAGAACACCACAUCCUCAUCCUCGGCGCCGGCUGGACGUCCACCUUCCUCAUCCCCAUCCUCCGCGCUCGCAACCUCUCCUUCGUAGCCACUACCCGUGACGGCCGCGAAGUAGCAGGCGCGAAGACGAUCAAAUGGUCCUUCGACCCGGAACAGGACUCGAUCAGCAAGGACAAGAACCAGUUCUCAGACCUCCCGCUGGCUAAGCACGUCCUCAUCACAUUCCCUCUCACCGGCGAAGGCCAGAGUAAAACUCUAGUCAACGGCUACCAGCACGCGUUCAAGGGCAAGGGUGUACGGUUCAUCCAGCUCGGUAGCACGGGUAUCUGGUCAGGCGCAGCGCCGGGAUGGGUAGACCGGCACUCGUCUUACAACACCGACAACUCUCGCGCAAUUGCGGAGGAUGAGUUGUUGGGGCUGGACGGCUGCGUACUCAAUCUUGCUGGAUUAUGGGGAGGCGAGCGUCAGAUACGCAACUACGUCGGAAGAGUAGCGAAGACAAAGGAGGAUGUCAAGGGGAAGGGGAGUCUGCAUAUGAUUCAUGGCCAGGACGUCGCAAGGGUGGUGUUGGCGGUUUGUGAGAAGUGGGAGAAAGGUCGAGGCGAAAGGUGGAUGGUAACAGAUGGUUUUGUGUACGACUGGUGGGCUCUAUUCGCCGGUUGGGCGGCCGACGCAGAGGACAAGGAUGGGGAUAAGGAGGACCCAGAGCCUUCACCACAGGCGAAGUGGGUGUAUGAGUUGAUGACAGAGGAGAAUAUUAGAGCUCUGCCGCGGAGUAUGGAAACCUUGGGACGGUCCUACGAUGUGCGCGAGCUCUGGCGGACGUUUGGGCUUGCGCCGCUGAGGGCGAGGAUAUGA
This is a messenger RNA of Saxophila tyrrhenica, 861 nucleotides long. RefSeq lists its product as uncharacterized. The record is from RefSeq and is a predicted model, not a curated record. The transcript has a single exon. Bases 1 to 861 code for a protein of 286 amino acids. Lineage: Eukaryota; Fungi; Ascomycota; Dothideomycetes; Mycosphaerellales; Extremaceae.